GCUUCAGGGGGUUUGCUCUCUCCGUGUCUUGUUUCCUCCUGGCCGUGCCACUGCUGAUGGCACAAGACCCUUCGAACCUGAGCCUGGAGCACUACGCCAAGACAUGCCCGAUUGUGGAACAUGUGGUCCGGACGGAGAUGGAGUGCGCGGUGCGCGAUGAACCACGCAAUGCCGCUCUGAUGCUCCGCCUCCAUUUCCACGACUGUUUUGUGCAGGGCUGUGACGGGUCGGUGCUGCUUGACGACACGGCAACCUUGAUUGGAGAGAAGCAGGCAGAGCAGAAUGUGAACUCGUUGAAAGGAUUUGAAUUGGUUGACAAGAUCAAGGAAAAGCUGGAGGCCGAGUGCCCUGGAACAGUUUCCUGUGCAGAUUUGCUUGCCAUUGCAGCGAGGGACGCAACUGUCUUGGUGGGUGGGCCUUACUGGGAUGUCCCAGUAGGAAGAUUGGACUCCAAGGAGGCAAGUCUUGACCUAGCAAACAAAGACAUACCCACCCCUCAGCAGGGCCUCAUCACGCUUAUUUCCAAGUUCUGGGAGAAGGGCCUUGACGCCACUGACAUGGUGGCCCUUGUGGGAUCCCACACGAUUGGAUUUGCCCGGUGCGCCAACUUCCGGGAAAGGAUAUAUGGUGACUUCGAGAUGACAUCCAAGAGCAACCCUGCGUCUGCGACCUACCUCAGCAAGCUAAAGGAGAUAUGCCCCUUGGAUGGUGGCGACGACAACAUCAGCGCCAUGGACAGCUACACUUCCUCGACCUUCGAUAACGCUUAUUUCGAGACGCUAAUCAAGGGCGAGGGCCUCCUCAACUCUGACCAGGAGAUGUGGUCAAGUAUCGCCGGGUACUCAACGGCCGAUACGGUCAACAAGUAUUGGGCUGACCCCGCCCUGUUCUUCAAGCAGUUCUCGGACUCCAUGGUCAAGAUGGGCAACAUCACCAACCCUGCAGGUGGUGAGGUCAGGAAGAGCUGCAGAUUUGUGAACACCUAAGCUGGAGAAACUUUUGUUUGCGCCUUUCCCUUUCAUGGUUGAUGAUUGUCUGGAAAUAAGAAUGUUUUGCCUGGGAUACUAUACUGGUAUAUGUAUAUUGUAAGUCACACUAUAAAAUAUGUUCAUGCUAUAUGAAGUAAUGGAGAUAUAGACAUAUAGUGAUAUA
Lolium perenne is the source of this 1152-nucleotide messenger RNA. RefSeq names its product peroxidase 11. The record is from RefSeq and is a predicted model, not a curated record. Gene Ontology annotation, molecular function: peroxidase activity; heme binding. Lineage: Eukaryota; Viridiplantae; Streptophyta; Magnoliopsida; Poales; Poaceae. Gene Ontology annotation, biological process: response to oxidative stress; hydrogen peroxide catabolic process.